AUGUUUCGUUAUACUAGUUCCCGCAUGGGAAUGUUCUCUACUAGUCGACUGCCUAUACGGAUGGAAGCGUUAAGGCAAACUGGGUCGCAAUCAGGACAGACCGUAAGAGUGCAGAGAGUUCACAUGAAGUCUCCUGGGUUUCGUUGGAGACCUCUCGUUGCGUAUGUAGUCACUGCAUACGUCGGCAUAAAGAUCUACGAAAGGGUUGUACUGGACCCCCUCGAUCGCGCAUUGGAGCAGGAAAUGAAGGAUAUGCCGGCAGAAGAUUUGGAGCAAGAGAAGGCAUUAUUCAUACCAUUUCCAGGCACGACCAAGCAAUUGAGACCAAAACCUUACAGAGGUAGCGACCCGGAGUGGAAGGAAUUUAUCAAAUUUAGUAAAGACCGGUCACUACAAGACAAAGUUAGAGAUGAACUUGCGCAAUUCGUUAAAGGGGUCGCAGCUAAACACCCAGUCCUAGCUAUGCGGUGCGGUAAAGACUUGAGAUUGAGGAGAUGCUGGUUGGACGUCGACUUCCCACAGUUUCCACCCCCGGAUUUCGAGAGGUCAGGAAUCGAAAUAUCGGACGAUGCGAUAUCUUGGGUGACAAUGCCAGUAGACUCCGUAACUGUCUUCAAAAUUCGUCAGGUUUUGUGGCCGUCUGCUCUUGUUCAGUCUUUCUGGAAUUUUACAAAGGUGUUGUUUGUCGAGGACUCAAAACGAGUUGCUGGGAUGCUAGGAAUUCAGACCCAGAAUCCGCAACUUCAGUCUAUAGAUCAAAUGUUAGCACGACAACAACAGAUGAUUAAAACGAUACCCAACAAGAAUGGGCCGGGUCAAUUAUCUCCAGGUACGGGCGACGCUUCAAAAUCAAUCAUAAAAGUGCCAACUCCGGUGCCAGCUGGUUCUCAGGGUCAGAAUUCUGAGGGCGAAGAGCUUGGUGUAGCGCAAAAGGCUGUGGUGGCACUUCAGCAACGAUUCUUUGCGCCUUUACUCGCUUUCCGCUCGAAAUUGAUGCAGACUUGGCGGCCAGCCCCAAGCUAUCCUCCUCGAGGGAGCAUAUUAGUAUCAGGAAUGGUGGAACUCGAAUCUUCAAGAGCCUAUCUUGUUUUUGAUGUUAGGGCAGCCUGGGAUCCUAAAGAGAAGGCUUAUGAUGCCAGGAGCAUGCAGCUUAAGCUGAGGAGGUUUCAGUUCAAGCAGCAAGGCCCUGGACUAAUGUAA
This is a messenger RNA of Glarea lozoyensis ATCC 20868, 1200 nucleotides long. RefSeq lists its product as uncharacterized. The record is from RefSeq and is a predicted model, not a curated record. The transcript has 3 exons. The coding region runs from base 1 to 1200 and encodes 399 amino acids. Lineage: Eukaryota; Fungi; Ascomycota; Leotiomycetes; Helotiales; Helotiaceae.